UCGAUUUUAGUAGCGAUUUUACUCUUGGCCAAGCUGCAUACGCGGGAUAAUUCGCGACGUUAUGUUGAUGUGAGUUUUAAUGGAAGUUACUGGCGCGUUGAGUGAUUAAACCCAAUGGCUCCAAAAUCUGAUCCAGAGACCGAUGCUCUUCGAGCAGAAUUAAGUAAUAUAAUCAAGAAAUGUACAGACGAUCAACAAGCUAAAGCUGAUGUGAAAUUAGAAGAGGCCUGCGCUGAAACGCCAGACGUACCUAAAUGUCGUUUAGGAUCGAAUAAAAUACUGAAAGGACAUUUAAACAAAGUGAAUUCCGUCCAUUUUAGCGGAGAUAGUCGACAUUGCGUAUCUGGAUCAUUAGAUGGUAAAUUAAUUAUCUGGGAUUCGUGGACCGGAAAUAAAGUUCAAAUCAUACCGUUACGAUCAGCAUGGGUUAUGAGUGUGGCUUAUGCCCAAUCUGGAAAUUUUGUAGCUUGCGGUGGUAUGGAUAAUCAAUGCACUAUUUACGAUUUGAAGAAUAGAGAUGCCGGAGGUGUUGCUAAAAUGACCAGAGAACUAUUAGGCUACGAAGGUUUCCUUUCAUCUUGUCGUUUCCUAAACGAUACAACUCUGAUUACAGGAUCUGGAGAUAUGAAAGUAUGCGUUUGGGAUCUUGAAACGCAGAAAAGGACACAAGACUUCGAAGCUCAUAAUGGAGACGUGUGCACCAUUUCUCUGGCUCCCGAUAACAACACGUAUAUUACUGGCAGUGUUGAUAAAACCUGUAAAUUGUGGGAUGUCAGAGAUCCCACCUGCAAGCAGGUUUUCUAUGGCCACGAAGGAGAUGUCAAUAAUGUUUGCUACCAUCCGGGAGGUUACAAUUUUACAACAGCUUCCGAAGAUAAAACAGCUCGCUUGUACGAUAUUCGUUCUGAUCAGCAAAUCGCCUUGUAUACACCGCCCAGUGGUGAACCUGGUUUCACGUGUUGUGGAUUAUCAAUCAGUGGAAGAUUAUUACUGUGUGGAAGCGAUGAUAAAACCGUUCAUAUUUGGGAUACGUUGAAAGCUCAGCACAACGGUAAUUUAACGGGGCAUGAGAAUCGAAUCACAUCCUUAUCCAUCUCUCCUAAUGGUAUGGCAUUAGUUACAAGUUCCUGGGAUAAUAAUCUUCGUGUAUGGACUUAAUUUCGCCAUUUUAAUCAAAUGGUAAACGUAUUACUAUCCCUUAAAAAUACAGCAGCGAAGAAUAUAAGAUCGCGUAAAGAACCACACUUACCUACCUAUUCAUAUCAUAAGGCUUCACUUUCGUGCAACCUACCUACUUUAAUUUGAAUUACCUUCAUCUCCCCUUCAUGAAUUUCCGACAGAUGUAACUUAUGGUUUAUGAUUUUCCUUUACCAAUAAGUAUUUCAAAAUUAAUAUGUACUAAUCUGUUUUUAAUUACGCGAUCCGCCCGUUUUCUUUGCGUAAACAAACCACAUUUACGAAGGCCAAUGAUGAUUUUCUUUUGUGCUCGCUGUUAUUGAUAAUUGAAGACUUGCUAAUGCUGCCAGUAAACCCCACUUAUACGAAUUUAUAUUAAGUACGUAUGAUGUAAACGUAGUCAUAAAAUAGUGACAUUUUUUCGUUGUACUGUAAAUAUAAAUUUUAUAAAAUCGCGUUAA
Messenger RNA from Planococcus citri (citrus mealybug), 1637 nucleotides. It is a transcript of the gene Gbeta76C, whose product is annotated as guanine nucleotide-binding protein subunit beta-2. The transcript is spliced from 7 exons. Gene Ontology annotation, cellular component: cytoplasm; heterotrimeric G-protein complex. NCBI's taxonomy places the organism in Eukaryota, Metazoa, Arthropoda, Insecta, Hemiptera, Pseudococcidae. The record is from RefSeq and is a predicted model, not a curated record. Bases 115 to 1158 code for a protein of 347 amino acids. Gene Ontology annotation, biological process: G protein-coupled receptor signaling pathway. Gene Ontology annotation, molecular function: protein binding; signaling receptor complex adaptor activity.